This is a messenger RNA of Armigeres subalbatus, 1773 nucleotides long. RefSeq lists its product as uncharacterized. Lineage: Eukaryota; Metazoa; Arthropoda; Insecta; Diptera; Culicidae. The record is from RefSeq and is a predicted model, not a curated record. The coding region runs from base 1 to 1773 and encodes 590 amino acids. The transcript is spliced from 4 exons.
AUGGCUGUUCAUCGCUGGGCCAGCUCUGUAGGAUUCACUAUGACCACCCCGUCUGCUGUUGGAGGCACCAAUUGUCCGGAACAAGGAUUCAAUUUGGGAGAGUACAACAAGUGCAACAAUACCUCUUUUCAUACCUCGAAGGAGACGCUAAAGAGAUUAGUCAGCAAAUACACUAUCUCUGGUGCUAACUACCAAAAUGCAUGGAGUACUCUUGCCAACCACUUCGACAAAAAGCGAUACACGGUGUUUUCGUUGGUGCAUGAGUUCCUGUCCCAAUCGCCAAUAACUCAAGCAAAUUCGCAGUCACUGAGCAGGCUAGUUACCACAUCCGAUGAAAUCAUUCAGCAAAUGGACGCAUUGGGUCCCGAGUUCACAGGGCGGGAUCCGUGGUUAAUCCACCUCAUUUUAGAGAAACUGGACAAGGAGACACGAACGAGUUGGUCACAUGAAGUCGUCGACACCGAUGAUCCCACCUUCAAUGAUUUGCUGGAGUUCCUUAAAAGCGCAGCGAGCAACAAUGGAGAAUUGGUGGACCCGCAAUUCAAUCGACCAAGUGCAAUAGAUAUCAUACUAGGGGCUGACGUUUUUCUAGCUCUCCUAGAGGGAGGACAAGUGAAGAACGAAAGUGGCCAUACAGUGGCCCAACGUACAGUGUUCGGAUGGAUUGUCGCUGGACAGUACGAUGCAUCAGGAACCACACAAAGUAACCACACCAUUGUGAACCUGCAUGUUGAAACGGAUCUAAACCGGACCUUGCAGCAGUUCUGGGAGCAGGAGGAGAUUUUCAAGCCACCAUCGCUUACUCUUCCUGAGCAGCAGGUCAUUGAACACUUCAAUUCGACCUUGCAACGCGAUGAAACAGGGCGCUUUAUCGUCAGACUUCCGUUUGAUGAUUCGAAGCCGGCGCUCGGCGAUUCUCUUGCCGUAGCCUAUACAUCGUUCAUGCACGAAUACAUGGAACUCGGCCACAUGGAAGAGGUUCCAUCCAAUCAAGUGGAACGACCCAGCAGCGAGUGUUUUUAUCUGCCGCACCACGCCGUUAUCAAAAAUGACAGUUUGACAACAAAAUUACGUGUCGUUUUCGACGCCUCCUGUGCAUCAUCAUCGGGAGUCUCGCUGAACGAUAGACUAUUGGCGGGACCAAACAACAACUCUGACCUUUUUGAAGUAUCUUUGCGGUUCCGUUCUCACCGAGUAGCCUUUUUUGCAGAUGUCACCAAAAUGUAUCGCCAAGUUUUGGUACAUCCAAUGGACCGUGACUUCCAACGCAUCGUUUUCCGCGAGGAACCGGAUCAGCCAAUCAGACACUACCGGCUGUGUACUGUAACAUACGGUACGAAGACGGCGCCAUACCUGGCAAUCGAGUCCAUGAGAGAAGCAACGAAGUCUUUUGAAUCAAUGUAUCCUCAAGCAGUAGAGGCUAUCAAGCGCAACUUUCACGUCGACGAUUUUUUAUCCGGUGCAGAAGACGAAGAAAAGGCAAUCCAGCUGAAAAACCAAGUGGUCGAAAUUCUUUCCUCGGCUGGUUUCGAACUCCGUAAAUGGUCUUCGAACAACAGAAAUCUUCUGCCAAAUAACGACAAUGAUAAAGCUACCCCGGUUCCGGUGAAAAUGUUGAAUGAUAGCGAGACUGUGAAGGCACUGGGAAUCAACUGGUAUCCAUCCGAAGACAAAUAUGGAUUCAAGGUCAACUUCUCCCCAUUUAAUGUCAAUACUAAGCGUCAGAUGAUUUCAGACUCAGCAAGAACCCGUUCGGUUGGUUGGCGCCAGUAA